AGUUUUGCUUUGCUUUAGUUUCCAGCAUUUCCAAAAACAUAAAUGGCGUCUACAUCGACCAUGCAGCGCGGCGACUCCAUAGCCGACAACAUACCCAAUGCCCUGAAGCAGAGCCACUAUUACAUGAAACGCUGCUUUGCUAAGUACAUGGAGAAGGGAGGAAGGAUCUUGAAGGUUCAAGAACUGAGGGAUGAACUCGACAAAGUGAUUGACGAUAAGAGCGAGAGAGAUCGGAUCUUUGGAGGCUCCUUGGGCGCCAUGUUUUCCUCGGCUCAGGAGGCGGUUGUUGUUCCGCCUUAUGUCACCUUUGCUGUGAGACCAACUCCUGGAUAUUGGGAGUUCGUUAAGGUGAACGCCUUCGAUAUCUCUGACGUCAAACAAAUCUCCUCCGCAGAUUACUUGAAACUCAAAGAGACGAUCGCCGACGAGAAUUGGUCGAAAGAUGAAAAUGCAUUGGAGGUGGAUUUCGGAGCGUUCGACUUCUCGAUGCCGAAAUUAACGAUGGCUUCUUCAAUCGGAAAGGGGCUCAAUUUCGUGUCGAAUUUCAUUACUGCUAAGUUAAGUGGAUCUGUGGACAAUGCACAGCCUCUUGUUGAUUACUUACUCUCACUGGAAUAUCAGGAGAGGUAUAUGAUAAAUGAGACCCUUAACACAGCAACUAAGCUUCAGAUGGCUCUUAUAGUAGCCGAAGUUUCCCUCUCAGAUCUUCCCAAGGAUACUCCAUACCAAAGUUUGGAGCUACGGUUCAAGGAAUGGGGCUUCGAGAGAGGCUGGGGCGAUACGGUUGAAAGAGUGCAAGAGACGAUACAAUUGCUCUCGGAAGUGCUCCAAGCCCCUGACCCCCUGAAUUUGGAGAAGUUCUUUAGCAAACUUCCCAUAAUGUUCAAGGUUGUAAUAUUCUCUCCCCAUGGCUAUUUCGGACAGUCGGACGUCCUCGGCUUGCCAGACACCGGUGGGCAGGUUGUUUACAUUUUAGAUCAAGUGAGGGCCAUGGAGGAAGAAUUGCUUCUCAGAAUCAAAUGCCAAGGCCUCAACAUAAAGCCUCAAAUUCUUGUGGUCACACGGCUCAUACCUGAUGCCCGAGGCACCAAGUGCAACCAAGAGUUGGAACCAGUCAUUGGCACCAAAAACAGUCACAUCCUCCGAGUUCCGUUCAGGACUGAAGCUGGAAUCCUGCGCCGAUGGGUUUCACGCUUCGACAUUUAUCCUUAUCUCGAGAGGUUUGCACAGGAUGCUACAUCCAAGAUCCAGGAUGCAAUGGAGGGAAAGCCAGACCUUGUUAUCGGAAACUACACUGAUGGGAACUUAGUAGCAUCACUGGUUGCUGGCAAACUCGGAAUAACCCAGGCGACUAUUGCGCAUGCUUUAGAGAAGACCAAGUAUGAAGACUCCGACAUCAAGUGGAAGGAGCUUGAUCCAAAGUACCAUUUUUCAUGCCAAUUCAUGGCUGAUACAAUUGCAAUGAAUGCCACAGAUAUCAUUAUAACAAGCACAUACCAGGAGAUUGCAGGGAGCAAAGAGAGACCAGGACAGUAUGAGAGCCAUGCUGCAUUUACACUCCCAGGGCUCUGUAGAGUUGUUUCAGGCAUCAAUGUUUACGACCCCAAGUUCAACAUCGCUGCUCCUGGAGCUGAUCAAUCCGUAUACUUCCCGUACACUGAGACUGAAAAACGAUUCACAUCGUUUCAUCCCGCAAUUGCAGAACUCCUGUACAGUAAAGUGGAUAAUGAUGAACACAUUGGUUAUCUAGCUGACAGGAAGAAACCAAUCAUCUUCUCGAUGGCAAGACUUGACACUGUGAAGAAUUUGACUGGAUUAGCCGAAUGGUAUGGGAAAAACAAGAGGCUAAGAAGUUUGGUCAACCUUGUAAUAGUGGGGGCCUUCUUUGAUCCCUCUAAAUCAAAAGAUAGAGAAGAAAUGGCUGAAAUAAGAAAGAUGCAUGCACUUAUGAAGUACCAACUCAAAGGCCAGUUCAGAUGGAUAGCGGCGCAGACCGACCGGAACAGAAACGGUGAACUUUACCGCUGCAUUGCUGAUACAAAGGGUGCAUUUGUUCAGCCAGCUCUGUAUGAAGCAUUCGGUCUUACAGUCAUUGAGGCAAUGAACUGCGGUUUGCCAACCUUCGCAACCAAUCAAGGAGGCCCGGCCGAAAUCAUUGUUGAUGGAGUUUCCGGUUUCCACAUUAAUCCCACCGAUGGAGAUGAGUCAAGCAACAAAAUCGCCGACUUCUUCGAGAAAUGCCAGGCCGAUCCUGCACAUUGGAAUCAGUUUUCAACAAAUGGCUUGAAACGGAAUGAAUGCUACACCUGGAAAAUUUAUGCAAACAAGGUAUUGAAUAUGGGAUGCAUGUAUAACUUCUGGAAACAGCUGAACAAAGAUCAGAAACAAGCUAAACAGAGAUAUAUUCAAGCAUUCUAUAAUCUCCUAUUCAUGAAUCUGGUAAAAAGUGUACCUUUAGCAAGUGAUGAAACUCAACAAUCAAACUCAAAGCCAGCAGGCAAACCACAGUCUACAAAGCACCACGAGGUCACAGUCACGACUUCAAAGGUUGUUUGGAGCUUAACAUUCCUAUGUGCAGCAAUGGUGGAUGCUAAUAUGAUUCAUGCGGGAGAUUACUUUAUUUAAUCAUGUAAUAAGUUGUUUGAAAAUAAGAUAAAGAAACUACUGGGAGGCCAGUGGAUUAUGAAUUUGCAUAGAUUGCUACUAGUUCAGCUGCGUUGAGCUUGAUCAAAGUGAAG
Messenger RNA from Hibiscus syriacus, 2738 nucleotides. Its product is annotated as sucrose synthase 5-like. Gene Ontology annotation, biological process: sucrose metabolic process. The record is from RefSeq and is a predicted model, not a curated record. NCBI's taxonomy places the organism in Eukaryota, Viridiplantae, Streptophyta, Magnoliopsida, Malvales, Malvaceae. Gene Ontology annotation, molecular function: sucrose synthase activity.